ACCAUGCUGAAUGUGCUGCUGCUGUGCUGUGGGCUGCUGCAGGGGAUCCAGGCUGUCCUCAGUGCCGACCUCAGCUGUGGCCACCUGCAGAAGGUGGGAGGUGGGCUGGAGGGGGUGGACAGAGCUCGCUACUCCAGCCUGCUACGCAAGGUCAAGCAUGAGGUGUCUGCAGAGCCAGAAGGAGCUCUCCCCAGGCUUGAGGGUAUGGCCCUGGAAGUCCAAGAAGCCAACGGUGACCUGGUGCAGAGAGGCAGCGUGUCACAACCACAGGCCUCAUCCACGGAGCUGCAGGCUGCAGGCCGUGAGGAGCGCUCGCCCCGCCGCUGCGUCCGGCUGCUGGAGUCCUGCCUGGGGCAGCAGGUGCCCUGCUGUGACCCCUGUGCCACCUGCUACUGUCGCUUCUUCAACGCUUUUUGCUACUGCAGGAAGAUCAGCUCCAGUUUCCCCUGUGGCAAGAACUAG
This is a messenger RNA of Dryobates pubescens (Downy woodpecker), 462 nucleotides long. RefSeq names its product agouti related neuropeptide (gene AGRP). The coding region runs from base 4 to 462 and encodes 152 amino acids. NCBI's taxonomy places the organism in Eukaryota, Metazoa, Chordata, Aves, Piciformes, Picidae. Gene Ontology annotation, biological process: hormone-mediated signaling pathway; positive regulation of feeding behavior; neuropeptide signaling pathway. Gene Ontology annotation, molecular function: neuropeptide hormone activity; type 1 melanocortin receptor binding. The record is from RefSeq and is a predicted model, not a curated record. The transcript has 3 exons. Gene Ontology annotation, cellular component: extracellular region.